Molecule: messenger RNA, 1995 nt
Organism: Salpingoeca rosetta
Lineage: Eukaryota; Choanoflagellata; Craspedida; Salpingoecidae
Exons: 1
Coding region: 84-1655 (523 amino acids)
Molecular function (GO): protein binding
Source: RefSeq, a predicted model, not a curated record
AGACAGCAAGACAGUGAGACAGCGCAACCCAAGCCCAGCAGCGACCCACAACCACCAAACGAACAAGCACCAAGAAGCAAACCAUGCCACCACACCGGGUGUUCAUCUCGCUGCGCUUCAGCGAGGCCAUGGAGGAGAGCGAAGCCCUGAAGAAGGCGUUGGACAAGCGGGGCGUGCCCACGUUCCUGUGCGCCGUUUCCUCUGGCGACAGCAUCGCCGACGCCGUGAUCGAGGCCAUCGACGAGUGCGAGCUGGUGGUGAUCAUGGGCACGCACACGUACGGCGAGAAGACGGACAGCAAGUUCAGCUCGCGCGAGGAGCUCGAGUUCAUCAUCAACGACGAGAAGCCGUUCUUCCUGGUGAAGAUGUGCGACCGCUUCAAGCACGCCAAGACGCGCUUCUGGCUUCCGCCCACCAUCGCCUACCACCCAUGGCAGCCGCAGGGUGCCGAGCGCUCCGCUCCGCCAGACGAGCUUGUGGACGCCAUCAUCGCCAAGCUCAAGGACGUGACCGGCGUCGGUUCACCAGUGAAGCUGCAGCAACCACAAUCAACUAGCUCAGCGUCCUCUUCCCAAGUUCAUGGGGUGCGUGCAGUCAGUGGCGGUAGUGCUGAGGACGCCGUGCGCAAGCUGCAGACCAACGGCCGUAGCAUGCACGCGGCUGAGAUUGUGCAGUUGAUGCAGGCGUUUCCCGCCUCUGCUGACGUGCAACGUUUUGCCUGCAAGGUACUGGAAGGCCAGGCAAUGGACGGUGAGCCAAAGCGUGUGGAGGCGGUUGCAUCCGGCGCCAUCGACGCAAUCAUCAAGGCGAUGAAGAUGCACAGCAGCAACGGCUCUGUGCAAAAGAAUGGGUGUGGUGCGCUGCAGAACCUGGCAGUGAACGACGACAACGCGGUAGCGAUUGCGUCAAAGGGCGGGAUUGAUGUUGUGGUUGCGGCGAUGAAGAUGCACAACAGCAACGGCUCUGUGCAAAAGAAUGGGUGUGGUGCGCUGCAGAACCUGGCAGUGAACGAUGACAACGACGUUGCGAUCGCGUCAAAGGGUGGGAUUGAUGCUGUGAUUGCGGCGAUGAAGUUGCACAACAGCAACGGUGGUGUGCAAGAGCAAGGGUGUGGUGCGUUGUGGAGCCUGGCAAUGAACGACGACAACAGGGUGGUGAUUGGAUUGAAGGGUGGGAUUGAUGCUGUGAUCGCGGCGAUGAAGACGCACAGCAGCAACGGUGGUGUGCAAGAGAAUGGGUGUGCUGCGCUGCGAAACCUGGCAAUGAACGACGACAACAAGGCUGCGAUUGGAUUGAAUGGUGGGAUUGAUGCUGUGAUUGCGGCGAUGAACAGCCACACCAGCAACGUCGGUGUGCAAGAGCAAGGGUGUGCUGCGCUGGGGAACCUGGCAUACAACAAUGAUGACAACAAGGCUGCGGUUGGAUUGAAUGGUGGGAUUGAUGCUGUGAUUGCGGCGAUGAAGAACUACACCAACAAAGGCGAUGUGCAAGAGAGUGGGUGUAAUGCACUUGUAGUCAUCGCAUCUCACCCUGGCUUGAGCGAUCACCUUCGUUCCGAAAACGUGUCUCUCCUCGCCAGACAGGCCAAGGAGAACCACCCAAGCAACCGUGGUGUGCAGCAACAGGCAGACCGCUUGCUCAGCAAGCUUGCCUGACCCUCUUCCGAACCCCUGCUCCCUUCUGAUGUUUUCUGCGUUUCCUGUUGCUUGCCCUGCCUCCACAUCUCGCCUUGUGUUUGUGUCUCCAUGUCACCUCGUUUCGCCAUCACCACCAUCAUGAUCACAUUCGUGUCCACAACACGUCCAGUUCCGGCUUUGCUUGAUGAGGGAGCUGUCUUGCCCUUGCUUGCUUGAAUUCGUUUGGUGUCUACUUUCUUGCAGACUUGUUUCGGUCGCUUGUUUGUUCGUUCGUUCAUGUGCUCUUCGUUCACUGGUUCAUGCACAUCGGUUGCAUCAACCCAGUAGUAACCAUCAACAACAAACACAUGCACACACA